UUUUCAACUAAGUCAACAUCACCGAGGAAAGCACAUAUAAUCUGCAAUCUGAAGCUGUACUCACGCACGAAAUUUUGGUUAGGAGGGUUAUCUACAUCAGCAUACUUUCAUGGGAUAAAAUUACCGCUAAGCAAAAGCAAACCUCACACUGACGCCCAACCACAUCUAAUUCUGAUGCAGCCAUGAUCAGUCGACACUCCACCCUCUACCCUCAAGAUGAAUAUUUUCAAAUACCCAAAUUCCUUCCUCCAGACAUCCCAAUCAUUCCCUUCCAUCAACAUCCAUAACAUUAUACCCUAUUUCCAAAAUCAAAAUGCUCAACUUCAAACCCAACCUCCUCCACAAACUCCCCCACCCCAAUCGAACAACAUCCUCCUCAAUAAUCAAACUCAUCCUCUUAUGUCUCCUCAGCUUCACCCUCCUCACACCGUGUCUAGCAGACCGCAGCGACACCAAAAUAGCCAACGCCACCGUGACCUACGACUGGGAGACCCCCGACCAGAACCUCACAGUGAUCUGGGAUUGGGAUAUGGCCGAGACCGUGAGGGUAUCUGCUGGGCAUAGUAGGGCUCUUCGAAGCCUGUGGGAGGGAGGAUAGGGAUUAUUGUUCUGGGUGCUGGGGUUGUUGGGGCUUUUUCGGUUUGGUGAGAUUUGGAUACAGGUCAUAUGAACCUGAGUUUAUUGCUGGACUUGUGUCUUUUGGUCUGACUACUGUUCAAUUUAGGAGAGUUGGAGUCGCUACUAUAUUCGUAUACACAGUGGGAAGGAAGUAGGAAUAGACUUGAAGUUCUAAGAGUAU
This is a messenger RNA of Aspergillus piperis CBS 112811, 799 nucleotides long. RefSeq lists its product as uncharacterized. The record is from RefSeq and is a predicted model, not a curated record. The coding region runs from base 314 to 598 and encodes 94 amino acids. Lineage: Eukaryota; Fungi; Ascomycota; Eurotiomycetes; Eurotiales; Aspergillaceae. The transcript has a single exon.